AUGAACGAAUCCGAAGAUGGCGGUGAUGACGUCUCCCAAUUGACCGCCCUUGAACAAUAUGGCGCGUACGACUUUGCGAAAGACGAUGUAUACCUGCAAGGGCUGGCGAGCAUCAUUGCGGGAGGCGCCCUUCGCGAUGCACCCGACUACGUUCGCGAGGAGAUUCUACGUCGAACGCGCGUAUUCUACUUCAACAACUUGGCAUCAGAUGCCUCAUCAUCUGGACCCGAUGCAGCAAGCAGUACAAACGAGCCUUCCGUUGCUACAUCGUCCACACCAGCUUCAACCUCGAGCGCCACAAAUGGCGCCAGCGCGACAACCGCCGACCCACCUCGCACCCUAACCUUCGUCGAGCUGCAGGCACUCAUCGAAGCUGGGCGAGUCGACGAGAUCCCCAAUAAUCGCGAGAUACCCGAUAAGCUGAACGACGCACCACCAAGCCAGUCGAUCGCUGCGCCGCGAAAGAAGCCUUGGGAGGUGGUAGAGGCAGUUUAA
Schizophyllum commune H4-8 is the source of this 495-nucleotide messenger RNA. RefSeq lists its product as uncharacterized. The transcript has 4 exons. NCBI's taxonomy places the organism in Eukaryota, Fungi, Basidiomycota, Agaricomycetes, Agaricales, Schizophyllaceae. The coding region runs from base 1 to 495 and encodes 164 amino acids. The record is from RefSeq and is a predicted model, not a curated record.